AUGGAUAAAGAGGAUAUGGUUGAGUGUUUAGGAACGAUCGCGAAAUCCGGGAGCAAAGAAUUUAUGGAAAAGAACAAGGACAACGCUGAAGCUGUAAUCGGUCAGUUUGGCGUGGGAUUUUAUUCUGCAUUUAUGGUGGCCGACUCUGUGGUGGUAACCAGCAGAAAAGUGGGUCAGCCUGAUGAGAAGGGGCUGAAGUGGACCUGGAAUGGAGGCAACUCUUAUGAACUUUCUGACGAGAAGGGUUUGCCAACCGGUACUCGCGUUGUCAUCCACCUGAAACCCGGAGAUUCAGCUAGUUUUUGCAAAGCUGAUAGAGUGAAAGAGAUUAUCGACAAGUAUUCCUACUUUGUUGCUGCGCCGAUCCUUCUAAAUGGCGAAAGAGUGAAUAGCCUGAACGCGAUCUGGACUUUGCAACCAAAAGAUGUAACUAAGGAAAUGCAUGAAACUUUCUUUAAGCAGCUUGCCAAGCAACAAAAGCGCGAGGCUUUUCAUCGACCUUGCUACACAAUUCAUUAUAAGACGGAUACCCCAGUAUCUCUGCGUUCGGUAUUGUAUAUACCACAGCAUAGGUUCUCCAUGUUAGAGUAUGCUGCUCAAGCUCAGAAUCGAGACUGUGGAUUGUCGCUUUACGCUAGACGGGUGCUAAUUAAGCCUAACGCAAAAGAGCUUUUGCCAAACUACCUCCAUUUCAUUAUGGGCGUUGUUGAUUCAGAAGACAUUCCACUUAAUCUCAGUCGUGAAAUGCUUCAAAACAAUCCUGUCUUGAGGAAGUUGCGUAAAAUCCUUACCGAUAAAAUAUUGAGCUACCUGCAGAAUGAGAUGAAAAAAGAUAGUGAAAAGUAUGCGGAUUUUUACAAGCAGUAUAGUCUUUUCCUUAAAGAAGGCAUCGUUACUCAACCUGACCAUUCUGAAAAGGUAUGACU
Strongylus vulgaris is the source of this 926-nucleotide messenger RNA. The record is from the annotation of a GenBank genome assembly. Lineage: Eukaryota; Metazoa; Nematoda; Chromadorea; Rhabditida; Strongylidae.